Molecule: messenger RNA, 318 nt
Organism: Fomitopsis serialis
Lineage: Eukaryota; Fungi; Basidiomycota; Agaricomycetes; Polyporales; Fomitopsidaceae
Exons: 2
Source: RefSeq, a predicted model, not a curated record
UGGGCACACCAACAAGGCGGAACGGCGGGCGGGCGGCACGUACAGACGGGAAGCAUGUGGACGCUCCCGUCUGCGGGAACGCGCGAGCACGAGUGCGGAGGACCGCGAGCGAGGAGGAUGGAGGGUGGGGGCAUGGCAGCGAGGACAACGGGUGCACCGUUGACCCACCGGCUUGCCUGCACACUCGCUCGCUUGCCCGCUCGCCUGCGCAAGCCUCCCCACCCUCUUGCACACUACCCCACUCACCCACCUAUUCGCUCGCCCACCCGCGCAUGGACCCGCAGACCCGCGGUACCCGCACGUGACCCGCACCCGUGA